This is a messenger RNA of Linum trigynum, 891 nucleotides long. Lineage: Eukaryota; Viridiplantae; Streptophyta; Magnoliopsida; Malpighiales; Linaceae. The record is from the annotation of a GenBank genome assembly.
UGAGACGGAGAUGGCGGCGGGUAGUCGGAGGCCUCCGUCAAUCACAUCGUCGCUGAACAAACUGACUGAGAAGGAAUCGCUGCAGCUGCACAAACGCGCCAAACCUUCAUCCGCGACCCAGCUGUUCGUCACGGACGCGAUGGCCGAGGAUUUCCCAGCGGGAGAGGGAGGAAAACCCUCCUACGUCAGCCUUGAACAGCAAGAAGAGUAUCAGUGAACUUAUGGCUGAUAACGCAUGGUAUGUCGCCGAGUCAGAUACGGAGGAUGUCCAUGAAGCAAUGAGGGAGGAAGAUUUGGACGAAGAAGUCCCGGAAGAGGAUGAUCCUCACUGCCCAAUCAUCCCGUUCAAUGAUAUGGAGAAAGCUCGUUAUCGUCGUAAAUGGCGUUCUGCCCUAAUUGUCAAAGUGUUGGGACGGACAUUUCCCUUCCCGGUGUUGUCAAAGAGACUUGAAACUCUGUGGGCGAAACAUGGUGGCCUCCAAAUUUCGAGUAUGUCGUUUGGAUUCUACGUUGUCCGAUUCACAAGUCAAAUGGACUACGAGCAGGCCGCAGUGGCGGUCCUUGGAUGAUAUGGGGACACUACCUGACUGUUAGACCAUGGAGGAAGGGCUUUGAUCCCCCGACUGCUGAGGUUGCUUCGACCAUGGUAUGGACACGCCUCCCCAAUCUCCCCCUGGAGUUUUUUUAUCAGGAAGCGAUUGAAAGAAUUGCCCAAAGGAUUGGGAGACCGGUUCGAGUGGAUCGAGCAACACUCACAGAAGAACGUACCCAAUACGCUUAAGUUAGCGUGGAAGUGGACCUGACUAAACCCCUACUCGAGAGCUAUAGAAUUGAGGGUAAGAAAUACUACAUCGAGUAUGAGGGUUUGCAUAAUAUAUGCACGGAAUGCGG